ACGGAAUUUUGAAAACUAUGUAUUUGUUGCUUUCCACUUGUUCAUGAUAAGAGUGACCAGCUCAUGUUGUAACUCCUCACUUGCGUUUAAGGUAGAUGAAGAAUCCGUCGAAAUUGUAGAAAGCCAAGUGGAAGAAGAAGAAGAAGAGGCCGCCAGAUUUCUGAGCUCUGCGACGAGGAAGGCGAUAGUAAUCGCAAUGGGGGAGUGCGACUCGUCAUUUCGCCGUCUUUCGAGCAUCCGUCACAGGAACAAGGGUGCUGCGGUGGAGGAUGAAGCCGACACUACCCGGAUUUCGUCUCCACCGCCUCCUCCGCCGCUUAAUUCAGCAGACGGAGCAGCGGCUGCAGGGAAGGGGAAGAAGAAAACCGUAGGAGCGAGGCUGUGGAUGAGGUUUGAUCGUGCCGGAGCGAUGGAGGUGGUGGAAUGCGACAAGAGUACCAUCAUCAAACGCGCCUCCGUUCCCGCUAGGGAUCUCAGGAUCCUUGGCCCCGUCUUCUCUCACUCUUCUAACAUUCUCGCGAGGGAGAAAGCCAUUGUUGUGAAUUUAGAGGUCAUAAAGCUAAUAGUUACCGCAGAAGAAGUGUUGCUACUGGAUCCUCUGCGUCCUGAAGUUCUCCCACUCGUUGAACGACUAAAGCAACAGUUUCCUCAGAGGACUAAUGCUUCUUUAAAUGCUCUACGAUCUUCUCUUGACUCAGAAGCUGCAGAGAGCUUUCAGAGUGAGCUCCCUUUCGAGUUCCAGGUCCUGGAGAUUUCACUCGAGGUCGUCUGCUCCUUUGUUGAAACCAGUGUUGCAUCACUUGAGUCAGAAGCUUGGCCUGUCCUUGAUCAACUAACCAAGAGUGUCAACACCGAGAAUCUUGAAUACGUUCGAAGCUUGAAAAGCAAUCUCACCCGCUUGCUAGCCCGUGUACAAAAGGUGAGAGAUGAGCUCGAACAUUUGUUAGAUGACAACGAGGACAUGGCAGAUUUAUACUUAACAAGGAAAUGGAUACAGAACCAGCAGCAGUCCGAAGCAGUGUAUGGAGGGACAGGGUCAAAUCCUGUCGACCGGGUCGCAUCGAACAGAAGCUCAAGUAUGGUGACGAGCAGUGCGAAGGAAGAUGACGACGACGUGGAGGAUCUGGAGAUGUUGCUGGAGGCGUACUUCAUGCAGCUGGAGGGGAUGAGGAACAGGAUUCUUACGGUGAGGGAGUACAUUGACGACACAGAGGACUACGUGAACAUACAGCUUGAUAACCAGCGAAACGAAAUGAUCCAGCUGCAGCUGACGCUGACCAUAGCCUCCUUCGCCAUAACUGUCUAUACAUUGUUCAUAAGCUUGCUCGGAAUGAACAUAAAGCUACCAUUGUAUAAGAUUCAUGGCGUCUUUGGUUACUUUGUGUGGAGUAUUAGUGCGAUUUGCCUUGUGAUUUUCAUGCUCACCCUUGGUUACGCCAGGUGGAAGAAGCUGCUUGGCUCAUAAUAUCACUCUCUUUCAAAACCAUCUCAGACUUGUAUCAAAAACCGUUAAUUAAUUAAUAAUUUCAUAUUAAUUAUACAUUCAAGACAUGUAAAACUAAGUCAACAGGCAACAAUGUCAAUA
Molecule: messenger RNA, 1585 nt
Organism: Thlaspi arvense
Lineage: Eukaryota; Viridiplantae; Streptophyta; Magnoliopsida; Brassicales; Brassicaceae
Source: the annotation of a GenBank genome assembly